UUCACAAAAUAGCAGCAUACAACAAAUAACCAUACCUAAAAUAACUACUACUGAAAAUUCAUUCCCUUAUCAAAAUAUGGCUAAAGUGUUUAGAGCAUAUUUCCUCAAAUCUCUUUUCAUCUUUUGGUACCGUUUUCUCCUUAGGCAACUCAAAAACCUAAUAGUCUUCCAUAGAACUAUUAGCAACACUUUUGCUAAUACAACACAAUCACAAAUCAAAUACCAAAAAUUUUCAUCUCUUCUUAACCGAUCAGACCUCAAUGAUCACACAUUAAUCUUCGACGUCGAAAAUGCUUUGCUUAAAUCCACUUCUCUAUUUCCAUAUUUCAUGCUUGUAGCAUUUGAAGCUGGAGGACUAUUUAGAGCCAUUGUUCUAGUGCUUUUGUACCCUUUAAUCUUUUUAUCAGGAGAAAAAAUGGGGUUGAAUAUAAUGGUGAUGAUAUGCUUUUUUGGUCUCAAAGCAAAAGACUUUAGAAUUGGAAGAUCAGUUCUGCCAAAAUUCUUCUUGGAAGAUGUUGGUUCAGAAAUUUUUGAGGUGAUCAAUCAAGGUGGGAAGAAAGUGGGUGUUAGUAAUUUACCUCGUGUAAUGGUGGAGAGUUUCUUGAAAGAGUAUUUGAAAAUUGAUUUUGUUGCUGGUAGAGAGCUGAAAAUGGUUUGUGGUUACUAUGUUGGGUUGAUGGAUGAGACAAAAAAUUUGCAUGCUUUGAAACAAGUUCAUGAAGGGAAAGGCUCUUUAGAUAUGAUUGGUAUUACAAGAUUCAAUAACAUUCAUGAUGAUGAAAUUUUCUCUUCUUGCAAGGAAGUCUAUGCUGUCUCACAAGGUGACAAAAGAAGUUGGAAAAAGCUAGCAACAAAAAAAUACCCAAAAUCACUUAUUUUCCACGAUGGAAGACUAGCCCUAACACCAACUCCAUUAAAGUCAUUAGCAAUGUUAAUGUGGCUUCCAUACGGAAUAAUCCUUUCCGUUAUUAGAAUCACACUUGCAUUCACACUUCCAUUCAAAAUCUCAACUCCGUUAUUAACAUUUAGUGGACUCCGUCUCACAUCAUCAAUUCCCGAAAAUGCCCAUAAAUCCAACGGUCACGGUCAUCUUUACGUGUGUAACCAUAGAACCUUAUUAGACCCACUCUACAUUUCAUUCUCAUUACACAAGAAAUUAAUUGCGGUAACUUAUAGCUUAAGUAAAAUGUCUGAGAUAAUAGCACCAAUUAAAACGGUACGUUUGUCAAGAAAUAGAGAUAUUGAUGCAAAAAUGAUGAAAACGUUGUUACAACAAGGGGAUGUAGUUGUGUGUCCAGAAGGGACCACUUGUAGAGAACCUUAUUUAUUAAGGUUUAGCUCUUUGUUUUCUGAAAUGUGUGAUGAGAUAACACCAGUUGCUGUUGAUACACACGUCAGCAUGUUUUAUGGCACAACUGCUAGCGGUCUAAAGGCUUUGGACCCGGUUUUUUUCCUCGCCGAUCCUUUCCCGGCUUACACGGUUGAGUUACUGACCCAAGUUCGUCCUUCACAAUUUCCACGAGUUAGCGAGAAUGCUGAGGAAUGUAGGUUUGAAGUGGCGAACCAUAUUCAAGCGGAGAUCGGUAACACUUUGGGAUUUGAGUGUACAAAGCUUACAAGAAAAGAUAAGUAUUUGAUGCUAGCUGGUAAUGAAGGGGUAGUUUUCAACCGAAGGAACAGCAUACCACGCAACAGUCAACAAUAACCAACUUAUUAUUAGAUGUGACGAAAUGAAAAUGAAAGGGUUACUUUCGUGGACCUAGAGAAAAUAAUGUUCAUCUUUUUUUUUCUUUCUUUCUAUCUUUUCUUUAUUUGAUUUAAUUGAUUGUUGGUUUUUUCUCUCUCUUUCAAUCUGUGCUGUAUAUUUUGUACUACUGCUACAUAAUGCAAAGCAAUGUUGAUUCUUAUCUAAAUA
This is a messenger RNA of Medicago truncatula (barrel medic), 1915 nucleotides long. RefSeq names its product probable glycerol-3-phosphate acyltransferase 2. Gene Ontology annotation, biological process: cutin biosynthetic process. The transcript has 2 exons. The coding region runs from base 77 to 1705 and encodes 542 amino acids. The record is from RefSeq and is a predicted model, not a curated record. Lineage: Eukaryota; Viridiplantae; Streptophyta; Magnoliopsida; Fabales; Fabaceae. Gene Ontology annotation, cellular component: membrane. Gene Ontology annotation, molecular function: phosphatase activity; glycerol-3-phosphate 2-O-acyltransferase activity.